UAAACUGAAAAUUACGACAUCAGCUUACAUCCGCCAAUAACAUUCAUUGGACGUUUGGCAGCGAUGUUUUCAUUAGUCACGACGUUACUUCCUGUUUCAAACAAAACCCGCCGGUUCUUGUUUAUGCUAGCGCCAGUAAAAAAAAAACAAGAAGCUAAUAACUGUAACAAAAGCUUCAACGUGACAACAUCAACUAGUUUCGCUAUAGAUAGUCAGUCAGAGAAUGCUUCAUGUUGUGCACUCAAAGUUAGUGCAGUUUGCAGAUAGUUGAUUAGGGCAACUCUUGGAAAGAAUUUGUUAGCUACCGUUUUUCUUCCUUCGAUUUGGACAGCAGUUGACUAGCCAGCUAUGCCAAAGCAAGGGCUUGCUAGACACAAGGUGAUAUCCUCUGGAAGACUGACUGGAGGUGGCAGGGGCCAGGGCUCAAAGAAGAGGGGAGCAGGGCGUCCACUUGUAACUUCUACUGAGCCGGCUUAUUCCCUCUACUCCACAGACUCAGAGGACCAGGUGACAACCAUUCACAAGGGUCUGGAUCAGUGUGCUGCGCUGCUCAAUGUCAUUCUCCAGGCAGAGACGGCAGAGGCCAAGCCUAUCUCCGUCAGGGGAGCAGGGAAGACUCGAGCCACCAAAUCCCGACCGCUGUGCACUCUGGGAAAGGAGAGGGUAGACACAGAGAGGAGGAAGCAGACAAAGAGGCCUGUCACUCAGACUGCUAAAAAACCAGCUCCCGUGCAGAAGACGAUCCUGUCAUCCCUGUCGUAUCCUGGGAUGAGGAACAAUAUUCAGAGUUCGGCCGGAACGUCAGAGCCGGCGUCAGAUGCUCGGUUUAACUGUCGCCUGACCACCUCCACCCCCACCCUGAGCCCCCAAAGACUCCCCCCUAACAACACACUCCCCCCAGGCCCCUCAGUCCCUCUUGCCCAGCCUGGAGGCUCCAUCAUUGGGGUAGCAUCAGUCCACCUGGGGGGCUCUACCUCCACAGCUCCGUUAGCUUCUCCUGGAGCUGUAGCUACCUCUCUACCCACAGCCCCUCUCACAGGCCCAGUGCCCUCUCUCCUCGCAGCCCAGCCAGGAGGCUUCGUCUCUGGGGUUGGAGGUCCGGCUGCCCAGAGGAGCUCCAGGUCCUGUAGCCUGCACCUCGGUGCUCCCUCUGUGGAGAGGCUAGCCCUGUCUGCCCCCCUGUCCUCUGACAGCUCUGUGUCUGGAGAAAGUGGACAUCCAAUCUCUUCUUCCUGCUCUCCCUCUCGUCAGGGACCACCAGUACUCUUCUCUGAAAUUCAUUCUCAGCCUCUACCCCAACCUCACCCCCUUGCCAACACUCAACCCCAGUCUGCCCCAGAUGCUCCAUCCCAGGGCAGGGGGGGGCAGCUGGUUUCUACCCAGGAUGGAGGGGCCUUAGCCAGGGAGGCUUGCGGCCACAUGGAGGGUAACGCUGGAGAGGAGGAAGAGGAGUGUCCAGUGAGAGACACCAGCGCCCAGACAAGCUUUGACAUACAAACACACACCCAGCUGGCAUACACACACCACACACACUCCUACACACGCAUGCCGCUGGUGCUGGGCUCUAAGGGCUGUAGUCCAGAGGGAACCGCUCGUCAGGUGAUGACUGUUCAGUACCUCCUUGGAGAGUUGAAGGCUCUGCUCGCUGGCCAAGACGGUGUAGCAGAGCGUCUGGUGUGUGAGCUGGAGCAGACAGUGUCUCUACUUCCUGUCAUGGUGGGCAGCUCUAACAUCCAGGCUGAGAUUGCUCUGGUCCUGCAACCUCUACGCAGUGAGAACGCACUGCUACGCAGGCGUCUGAGGAUAGUGAACCAACAGUUGCAGGAGAGAGAGCGAGCAGAGAGGGAGGCCAGAGAUGUCCACUGUGACACAGACGUGUCGGCUCUGCAGUCGGAGCUCAACGAUGCUCACAAAAGCCUGCAAGAGCUGCAGCGCGCCAACACUGAGCUACGGCAAGCCCUGGUGGACACACAGAGCCAGCUGCAGCAGAGUGAGGCGGAGUGCAGUCGCAUCAGUAAAGACGUGCAGUCUGCUCUGGAUGAGGUGCAGGGCUGUAACAGCAGGCUGGAGGAGUGUCAGAAGGAGAACGCUGCACUGGCCCUCAACACCCAGAAGAGGGAGACAGAGAUCCACACACUACAGGAGCACCUCAGAGCUCUACAGGUCCCUGUCGCUGAGUCUCCUGCUGUGACUGACAUCCCUACGUCCCGCCUCCCUCUCACUAAACAAGCUCUGGACCAAUACCAGGACCAGCAGGGUCCGUCAGACCACCCAGUCAGCCAAUACCUGUGGUCGUUGGAGCAGAAGGGGUGUGGUUCUGUCUCCCUGCCCUGUAAAGGCCCUGAGUGCAACUACACACAUCAGCAGGACUUCAGUGUGUGUACACCAGGUGGUCAGAGUGUGUGUGCGUUUGCAGAUCAGGACGUGAGUGUGUGUGUGGCUCUGGAAAGAAAAGCCACCCCACCUUUGGCCUUCGCCCCACUGAGAGAGACUGUGAGGUCAGCACUUCCUGUUGAGGGGUCACCGCUUCCUGUGAUGUCACAGAGAGGAGGAGGACCACAGGGUCUUCAGAGGCUUACUGUUGCCCUCGAGAGUUUCCCUCAAUUAAAAAGUAUAUUUUCUAAUCUCCACCAAUCAAACGGACUCUGCUCUAAUGGUGCUGGACACUCUGACCUGUCCCAGAGUCACCGGCGCCGUCUGGACAUGGAUAUGGCAUCACCGGGCAAGGGGCGGAACACUUCGCUUGACUCCACCGGCCUCUCCUUAUGUGAGGUCAGAUCCUUGGCUUCUGAUUGGAGCGCAGGGUCAAGCUCGACCUUUGACACGCGUGACGAACAGGAGUUCCGGAACGGGCUGGCCGCUCUGGACGCCAGCAUUGCCAGCUUGCAGAGAACUAUAAAGCAGGACCUCAAGAGAUGACACACACACACACAUACACACAGUGAGGUAGUCUGAAUCUAUUCCAAUGUAAUAAAAUAACCAAUGUCUUUUUCUAGGUUUCUUUUUAAUUGUACUUUAUUUGAAUAAAAUGGCAAAUAAAAUAUUUAUUCUUUA
Molecule: messenger RNA, 3054 nt
Organism: Salmo salar (Atlantic salmon)
Lineage: Eukaryota; Metazoa; Chordata; Actinopteri; Salmoniformes; Salmonidae
Gene: ccdc14
Product: coiled-coil domain containing 14
Biological process (GO): protein localization to centrosome
Cellular component (GO): centriolar satellite
Source: RefSeq, a predicted model, not a curated record